Messenger RNA from Gymnogyps californianus (California condor), 519 nucleotides. RefSeq names its product family with sequence similarity 180 member A (gene FAM180A). Lineage: Eukaryota; Metazoa; Chordata; Aves; Accipitriformes; Cathartidae. The record is from RefSeq and is a predicted model, not a curated record. Bases 1 to 519 code for a protein of 172 amino acids. The transcript has 3 exons.
AUGCUUUGGAAGACUUUGCUGCUGCUGCUGUUCUAUUACAGUGCUCAUGCCACUGUGACCCACAGAUGGAGCAGAGCUAUGCUUUUCCCAGCUGCUCAGCGAUUCAAGAGGUCCUCAGCUGCCUUCCUUAACCCAGUGCUACAAAACUCGCUGGAAGAUGUGGUCCUGCUUUAUGAGUUUCUUUUAGCUGAGCUUGACAUUGACAAAGGUCAGAGGAUCUCCAUCAAAGAUGAGGAGCUCGCUUCACUGAGGAAGGCUGCUGAGUUUGACACCAUCUGCAAUGAGAUUAUCCCCAAGAGCAUCACAGAGAUCCGCAGGCUGACUAGCAGGCUGUCUUCCUACCCAAGGGUCCUCAAGAAAGAAGACUUUGAAAGGACAGUGCUGACCAUGGUCUACACGGCCUACAGGGCUGCUCAGUCCCAGGGGCACCAGAAAGAGGCUUGGGCUGAUUCCUUUGUCAGUCUUUACAAAGCCCUGAAGCACGACUUGAUGUUGCCAUACAACAAAGAGCCAUCAUAG